Molecule: messenger RNA, 554 nt
Organism: Lipotes vexillifer (Yangtze River dolphin)
Lineage: Eukaryota; Metazoa; Chordata; Mammalia; Artiodactyla; Lipotidae
Gene: ASCL4
Product: achaete-scute family bHLH transcription factor 4
Exons: 1
Coding region: 33-554 (173 amino acids)
Biological process (GO): regulation of transcription by RNA polymerase II; developmental process
Molecular function (GO): RNA polymerase II transcription regulatory region sequence-specific DNA binding; DNA-binding transcription factor activity, RNA polymerase II-specific; protein dimerization activity
Source: RefSeq, a predicted model, not a curated record
CACCUCUGGGUGAUUGGUUCGCUUUUCGGCGGAUGAUGGAGAAACGUAAACAGGCCGAACUGCUGACCCUGCCGUACCACUUGCUCCCGGGGCCCAUGGGCGUGCCUGGGUCCCUGACCCGCCUUCCCCUGCGGGACCCCUUCAGGGUCUCCUUGCGUCUGGACGCCGCGUGCUGGGAGCGGGAGCGGGGCGGCUGCGCCCCGCGGCGGCCGUACUUGCCCCCGCCGCUGGACGGCACCUUCGAGCCCGCCUUCCUCCGCAAGCGCAACGAACGCGAGCGGCAGCGGGUGCGCUGCGUGAACGAGGGCUACGCGCGCCUCCGAGCUCACCUGCCCCGCGAGCUGGCGGACAAGCGCCUCAGCAAAGUGGAGACGCUCCGCGCCGCCAUCCGUUACAUCAAGCACCUCCAGGAGCUGCUGGAGCGCCACGCGCGGGGUCAGGAGGGCGCGGCCGGCGCCGGCCCCUCGAUCAGGGCCGAAUGCAACAGCGACGGCGAGUCCAAGGCCUCGUCGGCGCCUUCGCCCAGCAGCGAGCCCGAGGAGGGGGCCUGUUAG